Messenger RNA from Cyclopterus lumpus (lumpfish), 2415 nucleotides. It is a transcript of the gene efna1a, whose product is annotated as ephrin-A1a. The transcript is spliced from 5 exons. The record is from RefSeq and is a predicted model, not a curated record. Gene Ontology annotation, cellular component: plasma membrane. Lineage: Eukaryota; Metazoa; Chordata; Actinopteri; Perciformes; Cyclopteridae. Gene Ontology annotation, biological process: axon guidance; ephrin receptor signaling pathway. The coding region runs from base 261 to 950 and encodes 229 amino acids. Gene Ontology annotation, molecular function: ephrin receptor binding.
UUAACCUGAUUUUUCUACGGUGUUUUGUUUAGUAUUUUUUUUUACUGCCGCGCGUAUCUCCUUGCGUUUUCUUGUCUUGUCGGUUCACCGCGUGGCGCAAAGUGUUUAACUACUCGUGCGGUCUCGAGGUGCGUGGACGAGCUCCUCUCGGUGAACUUUUUUUUCUUUUUUUUUUCGUUGUUGUCGUUUAUUCUUUUUUCGCGCAACAUACUACUACCUGAGUUGUGUUUCCUCUCUGCACGCCUCCACUCCUCUCCGCCAUGGAUUUGGUCUGGAUUGUGGGCUUCGUUGUGAGCGUCUGCGCCUGGUUCACUUCAGCGGAGCGGCACAGCGUCUACUGGAACAGCACGAACCCCAAGUUUCUAUGGGACGACUACACCGUGGAGGUGAAGCUCAACGACUACCUGGACAUCGUCUGCCCCCACUACCCUCAGGGGGAGGUGCCACUGCUGGAUGCUGAGCGAUACGUGCUCUACAUGGUGGAGCGCGAGGACUACGACUCCUGCAAGCCCCAAUCGUACGACCAGAUGCGUUGGGAGUGUGGUCAUCCGUUUGCCCCCCACGCCCCUGAGAAGUUCUCUGAGAAGUUCCAGCGGUUUACCCCGUUCACUCUGGGAAAGGAGUUUCGUCAAGGAGAAAGCUACUAUUAUAUCUCCAAACCGUUGCACCAUCAUGGACAGGAGUGCCUCAGGCUCAGGGUGGACGUCGUAGCUGCUGAUGGCUCUCAAGAGGCCAGAGUGGCUAAAGGAGGCACGGGUGGGGCUGUAGUUGGAGCUGGAGCUGGGGGUGGGGUUCACAACCCGUCCAACAGACUGCCUGCAGCAGAUGACCCAGUGGUAAUCCUGCCGGACGUCCAGAAGAGCGCGCGGUCAAACUCUGUGGCGACGGCUGCGUCCCUCUCGGUUCUCUCCCUGCUCGUCCCAUCUUCAUUACUGCUAUUGUUGCACUGAGAGUACAUGAAAGGACCGCUGUCAGCAGACUUUCUGUUCAGGGACUACAAUGAAGACAGUCUGUGGGGAUGAGACCACUGACUCAAAACAACUUUGUUUUCCAUGCCCAGUGCUGGCCACGGGGAGACACUUUUGAAGCUGGUAAAGUACAGAGGGACUCGCUCGUCCCGAACGUGCGGAGUAACUCCUGAGCGUUUGAGACAAAGUAUCUGUGCUUCAUCUUAUUUUCCAAAAGGUUUUUUUCUCGGAAAGACCAAGCUCUCGAUCUUGAUUUGUAUUCCGGGCUCUCUCCAAGUUUGGAGGAUAACCCUAGAAGACAAUAUGAAGAAGAUGAAGAGGGACCUAAAGUGGCCGAAGAACAAUCAAGAGCAAAGACAUCAACUCUGUUUGAAUUCUAUAAAUUUAGACGGGAUGACUCCACAUUCAGUGGAAAAGUAAUCUCUCACCUUUUUGAGCCAAAGAUCAGUCAUCUCUCCAACUUGUACACUAUUCCACCCUUGAGUAUUGUGUAUUACUUGUUGUCCUGUUAUCGUAAUGGUAUCGAGUGGCAUUGGUGUCCCAAGUGAUUACUUUCUCUAAAUGUAGCAUUGACAGGCGCGGGGGCCGUUCUCAUGACUACCAAUCCUCUGCGAACUCGACCAUGUGCUUUGAUACUGUAGCACUAACGCGGCCCAGUACGACAUACACCCCAUAACAGUGUUACACAUACACACCCACACACACACUGACAUCAGAUGACAUGAGACGUGAAAACACACUCCAUCGAACUGUGUUGCGUGUACAUUCUGUGAAGAUAAUUUAUAACAUUUGCAGCUGAGAGGUUUUACUGUAUAUACCAUGUGCUCACAAAGAGAAAUGUUUACUGGCGGCAACGGGGAGCGCUCUCUCUCUCCUGGUAGAGUUAGUACUUGUGUGAAAGGGCAAACGUGUGAGUUGAAGUGAGAGAAAGAAAAAGGGAGCGAUUGCUUGAACGAGUGAUGAUACAAAAUGUUUUUCUGCCAAAAGUGAACACUGAGAUAUGGGUGUGUGUGUGUGUGUUGCGGAGAGGCUGGACUUCUCUGUUUGUUGGAUCUUGCCGCUGCAUUGGUUAAACUGUCUAGCAUGGAGCGCUGGUAUCUGUUAUUACUACAGGACCCAACCCUGUGUAUCAUGGUGCUGUCCUCAUGUUUUCAACACAAACUUCAUUUACUUGGACCUAAUAAUUCACACAGUUUGGGGUGAUUUGAAAAGGUUAUAGUCAGUCACCAGUUCACAAGAGACGAGACACGACAUCAAGCUAAGCUGCCAAGUACAACUUCACCUGCCGGGCUGGCUUGACCAACAAAGCUCAACGGUGUAUGACUACCAUUGAAGUCGGUCUUUUUUUUAUUUUUUAUCUGAAUUCUUGUUACCUAAUUUUGUACAUGUGUAAGUUAAAAAAAAAAAGAAGACAAAAAGGUGUAUAAUAUGUAUAUAUUUAUAUAUA